AUGGCAACGGUCCGUGCAUUUUCCUCUCUCGCUACCUGCAUUCGUCCCUCACGAUUCCUGCAUUUGCCCCUCUCUCCCCAUCCCUUCGCCGCUCUCGCUCCCUGCAUCUGUCCCCCCUGCUCGCUCCAUUCGCCCCUCCAUUCCCCAAUCCCGCUCCCUCCGUUCGACUCUCUCCCCCAAUCGGCCCCCCCACGCUUCCUGCAUGCGCCGCUAUUGCUCCCUGCAUGCGCCUCUAUGGCUCCCUGCAUGCGCCUCUAUUGCUCCCUGCAUGCGCCUCUAUUGCUCCCUGCAUGCGCCUCUAUUGCUCCCUGCAUGCGCCUCUAUUGCUCCCUGCAUGCGCCUCUAUGGCUCCCUGCAUGCGCCCCUCUCGCUCCCUUCAUGCGAAUGUGCUCAACUGCUCCCAUGCGUGACCAUGAUGGGGGGCUGCACGGGUCAUCUCCAGAGGCGCUCAUCCACGUGUGGUGGGCCUGCAGGGGUCGAGUGCCAGAGGCGGUCAAAGCGGCCGGGUCGAGUGCCAGAGGCGCUCAAGGCGGCCGUGAGCGACCCUCCCAUCGCCAAAGCCUCUCCCCGCCCUGCCUCCCGCCCCGUCCUCCCCCCCCCCCCUCUCCCCCCCUCCUUCCCCUGCGUGCACGGCGCUUGCCCUGCAGGGGUCGAGUGCCAGAGGCGGUCAAAGCGGCCGUGAGCGACCCUCCCAUCGCCAACCCUUCUCCCCCCCACCUCCCCCCACCUCCCCCCACCUCCCCCUCCUCGCCCCCCGUUUCCCCCCCUCUCCCCGGGCGCAUGGGGCUUGCAGGGGUCGAGUGCCAGAGGCGCUCAAGGCGGCCAGGUCGAGUGCCAGAGGCGCUCAAGGCGGCUGUGAGCGACCCGCCCAUCGCCACCCCUUCUCCCCUCUUACCUUCUCCUCCCCUCCUGCGUGCUUGGAACCUGCAGGGGUUGAGUGCCAGAGGCGCUCAAGGCGGCCGUGAGCGACCCUCCCAUUGCCAUCCCUUCUCCUCCCGGCGCCUUCCCGCCUCCCCCUCUCUCCCCCCUCCCCCUUUCUUGGGUGCACGAGCCUGCAGGGGUCGAGUGCCAGAGGCGCUCAAGGCGGCUGUGAGCGACCCUCCCAUCGCCACGCGCGACCAAAAGUGCAAGGUAGAUGGUGCAGGAGGCCAACUGGGAGGUGGUGCAGCGGGACACCAACUGGGAGGUGGUGCAGCGGGCGCUGGUGCCGCUCCAUGCCACUCCGUGCAGCGGGCGCUGGCGCAAUCCUUUGCCUCAUUUGCCAAACCCCUUCCUUGUCGUGCCACUGCGUGCCCUGCUGUGCUGCUGAGGGGCGCGCAGGACGUUGACCGGGAGGAGGUGCAGCGGGCGCUGAUGCUCUCCUUUGACUCAGUUUUUAAAUCCCUUCCAUUUCAUUCCGUUCUUUGCCCUCCCAUGCAGGUGAGGGGCGAGCAGGACGUCAACUGGGAGGUGGUGCAGCGAGCGCCGGUGCCGCUCCGUGCCGCUCCGUGCAGCGGGCGCCGGUGCCGCUCCGUGCAGCAGGCGCUGGCGCAGUCCUAUUCUUCAUUCACAAAUUUCCUUCCACUCGUUGCCCUCCCGUGCGAGCAGGACGCCAACUGGGAGGUGGUGCAGCGGGCGUUGGUGGCAGUGGAGGAUGUGGAUGGGGCCAUUGCAGGAUGGGUGAGUCGACUCACAAGUCAGAGCGCUGGUGGCAGUAGAGUGGAGGACGUGGAUGGGGCCAUUGCAGGGCUCAAGUCCGAGGGGUGCGACACGCUCAUGCGAGUCGACUCAAAACUUGGCGCGCUGGUGGCGGAGGAGGAUGUGGAUGGGGCCAUCGCAGGGUACCUGUACCGAGCGCUGAGGACGGGGGAUGCAUUGCUGUGUGCUCCUUCACCCCACUCUGCCGUGCCCCCUGCACCCCGCCGUGCCCCCUGCACCCCGCCGUGCCCCCUGCACCCCGCCGUGCCCCCUGCACCCCGCCGUGCCCCCUGCACCCCGCCGUGCCCCCUGCACCCCGCCGUGCCCCCUGCACCCCGCCGUGCCCCCUGCACCCCGCUGUGCCCCUCCUCCAUACUCACGUGCCCCCCCACAUGA
Closterium sp. Naga37s-1 is the source of this 2073-nucleotide messenger RNA. The record is from the annotation of a GenBank genome assembly. Lineage: Eukaryota; Viridiplantae; Streptophyta; Zygnematophyceae; Desmidiales; Closteriaceae.